CUCAUCACAUCCAUCUUUUUUCACGGAGCAUUGGGGCGUAUGGCGGACCCAUGGCCUGUGAUGAGAGCUGCUUUGACGCCGAGCUGCACUUGCAGGGUCGUGCAGCACCAGAGUUCCACCCGGUCAGCUCCUGUCGGCCGGGGCAGGCAGAAGCUGCCUGGCGGCUCGUGCGGCCCCGCGGGGCUGGAGACUUUACGGCGGGAAGGCUGCAGGCCAUGUGCCAAGGCCUCCCUGCGCCCCUGGCAGCCUUCGAGCCCCGAGAGCCACUGCAACCACCACAGCUGCGGGUGCAGUGGAUGGGUGCCACUGGGUGGGGCGCCGUUGCCGCGGAGGCGCUUCUUCCCGGCGGCUUCGUGUGCUUCUACGCAGGGGAGCUACUCGCGGAUGCCGAGGCGGAAGCCCGUUGCACGGCACCGGGCCGAGACGCGUAUUUGUUCAACCUCACCACGGCGAAGCAGUGCCGCAAGCUGGGCGCCGAGGUGGUAAGCACUGGUGACGAAGACAACCCGGUGUAUGUGAUUGAUGCCUACGUCAAAGGCAACGUGGGCCGCUUUCUGAACCACGCCUGCGGGCCUUCAUUUGAAGCAAACGUCAGCCCCAUCUACCUAUUUGGGCCAGAGGAUGUCGUGGACGCUCGGCUUCCUCGCGUGGCCUUCUUUGCGAACCGCUCGAUUGCCCCUGGCGAGGAGCUGCGGUAUGACUACGGAAUGCCCCCCGAGGCAGUACUGAGCCCCUCCGGGGGCGUGCGUCAUCAAAGCUGCCUUUGCGAAAGCCGUGCAUGCCGUGGCCGGAUUUACUGAAAUGCACAAGUGCCCGCUCGACACAUGAGCCAAAAGGGGCAUUCAGGUCAGCUUGGCUGAAAUGGAUUCCAC
Molecule: messenger RNA, 872 nt
Organism: Effrenium voratum
Lineage: Eukaryota; Dinophyceae; Suessiales; Symbiodiniaceae
Source: the annotation of a GenBank genome assembly